Messenger RNA from Aspergillus ochraceoroseus IBT 24754, 1562 nucleotides. RefSeq names its product putative transcription factor Rap1. NCBI's taxonomy places the organism in Eukaryota, Fungi, Ascomycota, Eurotiomycetes, Eurotiales, Aspergillaceae. The record is from RefSeq and is a predicted model, not a curated record. Gene Ontology annotation, biological process: regulation of DNA-templated transcription; telomere maintenance via telomere lengthening. Gene Ontology annotation, molecular function: telomeric repeat DNA binding. The transcript is spliced from 4 exons. Gene Ontology annotation, cellular component: shelterin complex. Bases 223 to 1515 code for a protein of 430 amino acids.
UGAUUACCCGGGAUGUCUUAAACAAGGAGAUUUUCUUGGUCUGACUUCUUUAUAACACAAAUCCCCAAAGUGAUUGAUUGUGCGUCAAAACACACUGCUUGACGCGUGAACACGUGAUAUCAACUUGUAAACGGAACCAUUCUGAUAACCUGCUGAAAUCGCAACUCAAAAGAUAAUUUCGCUUCAAAAACAGGCCAUUUUAAAUGGAAUAACUCUGAGACGAUGGAACACAAGGCAAAUCUGGACGAGGAGGGUGGAGAAUCCCGGAGAACUGGGCAUGGUCUUUUCCAGGGGAUGUCAUUCUGGCUAUCCCAGAAUGUUCCCCAGAGAAGCAGAUUCAAGGAAAUCAUUCAGCAAAAUGGCGGCAUCGUAAAGCUCCUUGAGAAAGAUGCAGAAAUUCAAUUGGUAGAUCACGCCAGAAAAAAUCUCCCAGCCAACACAUUUUCUUAUCGAUUCGUGGAGACCUCAGUGCGGAAUGGAAAACUCGAAAACCUUGAGGCCUAUAGAGCUGGUCCUUCAGCAGCAAGGCCUGUAGGCGCGACUCACAUCCCGAGCAGAGGUCAUAGAUUGCCAUAUACGAUGCAGGAAGACCAGAUCCUAUGGGACUGGAUGCAACCGUACGAAAAUGACAAGAGUGCUCCCAUUUCAGGCAACAAAAUCUAUCAGGAUCUUGCGGAAAAGUACCCUAGGCACACGUAUCAAUCAUGGCGAGAUCGGUAUCUGAAGAAGCUUCGCGGACACUCACGUCCAGGUGGCCCUGCGGAACCCACAGAGGCCCUGCCCCCAAGUGACGAGCCUCGCAGCAGAUCCCCUCUUACACCCACACCAAGAAGUAACGCAACGACUCUGGGGGCCGAUCCAGAAUUACAUAGGCCUCGGGACAAAAAAAGAAAACGAAGUCCAGAACCAUCCAAAUCCAGCGAAAUAGAAUCGAGGAAUGGGAAUCGGCAACACACCACGACAGGUACACAAAACUCUCUGGAGGCAUCAGUACCUCCAACGUCCAUUACCCAGGCCGUAGAUGGCUCAGCCCAAUCACCCCCAAAUGCGAAAAAAGCACAGAAUAUCGAAAAUUCGGCCACAGAGAAUUCGGCCCCAGAAAACUCCAAGUCUCAAGAAGCAAUUGAUGCUCUUUUUCUCGAGCUCCCUUUCUUCCCAUCGAUUUCAGAGCCAGAACAUGACCAGGAAGUACCAGGCCAAGGCAUUGACGCGUGGAUUGAUGACUAUCUUCGCAUGGGGAAAGGCGUGAACGAAGACCAAAUCAUUGAGGCUCUACGUUGCACUAGUAUGGACCCAGAAUUGGCAGAUAAGGUUUUACUCUCUUUAAUAGCAGGGGAAGGAAUACCAAAUGACAUGCGUGGUGUAUGGACGUCUGAAGAUGACAAAUGUGUGGAAGCACAAGAUAGUCGAGAUAUCGAACGAGUUUUAAAGAAACACGGCUCAGACCUUUUCAAUUCUCGGUGGGAAUAUCUUAACAUGGCAAGAGAGGCAGGCCUUGAGAAAAACUAUGGCUAGUUUUGAAGGAGAUUCAGAUCACGCACACCUGGAUAUGUAUAUCACGA